AUGGUUUUUGCACACUUAAAUAAUAAACACCCGCCCCUCAAGGUUAGAUCUGUUGUGCAAGCAAAUGCGAUUCGACAUAAUUUACUAAAUGGAAGAAAAGGUCAAGAUGUACUCACUGCAGAUCAAAAAAUAGCAUUUCGUGAAGUAUUUGACUUAUUUGACAGCAACGGAGGAGGCACCAUAGACGCAGAAGAGCUCGACGAAGCUUUAAAGUCAGCCGAUAUUCACCUUUCAACAGAAGAGAUUGCCGAUGUAUUGACAAGCAUGGAUAAAGACGGAAAUGGGGAGAUUGAUUUUGAAGAGUUUUUACAACUGAUGACAAACACAGAACGAUUCCUUGAAAGUGUCAUGUUUGUUGACGACCAGGAACGAAAGCAACGAGAAGUGUUAUUAUUCGAUGCUCUCACUCAAUUCAUGAAGAAAUCCGCUUUGCACUCUAUCAAUGAAAUCGUCGGCUACUACCACAGCAAAUACAAGAAAGUGCAAGCGCCUCAUGUCAUUCGUCAUUAUGCAGACGGCGCGCGACUUAUUGGGCUUUCUGAGCAACAGAUUCGACGGCAUUUAGAUCGUUUGCGUGAAUCGUCGGUUGAUAACAAAAGUCCGUACGCUCAACCACCAUACGCUUUGUUUGUGAAUUCGAAAGCCGCAAUAAAAAAGAAGAAAAUAACACCGGAUAAACUUGCACCGAUUCCGGAAAACGAUGCUCCACCACAGCUAAUACAGAAUUCCAAAAUAUCAGAUAAUCUAAAUAUGUUAGUUCCAAGUUGUGGUGGGCGAGGAAAAAUUCGAUUAAAAUUCGUCAUCAACGAAAAACAGGAAAGAAAGAGCAACAACAAAUCCGACAACUUACGAGAAACACAACAAACAUCAAUGAACAGUUCUGUUCGACACGAAGCCAAGGGAAGAAAAAGAUACAACGGUUGGGUGUCUCAACGAAUCACAACCACACAAAUACAUCUACCAGUUCUUACUGCUGAGUUGAUCAAACGGCAAGUGACGCAGGAGAAUAAGAUUUGCGAAGAUUUUCGAAAGAGCAAAAUAUUAACUUUUGAUGAUAUGUCAGCUAUACGUCAUAGGGUUGGUAAUCUUGCAAAAGCUUAUUACGAGAGAAUUCAAACGGAAAAAUGUGUGAAGGCGUCGCGACAUUGGGAAUCACUGGCUGUUGAGGAGAUGCCGUCUUUGAGCAUGCGUCACGCCUAUCAUCGUGUGUUUAAAGCCUACGUUAACUAUCAUAGUAUGCCAGUUUCAUCUUUGUGUUCAAGAUCGCUAGCUUGAUGUAAUAAUUGUGUACUAAGAAUAUAAAAGUUGCUUAUAA
Molecule: messenger RNA, 1315 nt
Organism: Hydractinia symbiolongicarpus
Lineage: Eukaryota; Metazoa; Cnidaria; Hydrozoa; Anthoathecata; Hydractiniidae
Exons: 10
Coding region: 1-1275 (424 amino acids)
Molecular function (GO): calcium ion binding
Source: RefSeq, a predicted model, not a curated record